This is a messenger RNA of Anopheles coustani, 2584 nucleotides long. RefSeq names its product protein TAPT1 homolog. The record is from RefSeq and is a predicted model, not a curated record. The coding region runs from base 179 to 2215 and encodes 678 amino acids. Lineage: Eukaryota; Metazoa; Arthropoda; Insecta; Diptera; Culicidae. Gene Ontology annotation, biological process: maintenance of protein localization in endoplasmic reticulum; positive regulation of cilium assembly. Gene Ontology annotation, cellular component: endoplasmic reticulum membrane; ciliary basal body. The transcript is spliced from 2 exons.
CUGCCGACAUUCGUAUACUUUGUGUGCUAACAUCCGUGGUAGCUGUUAUCGAACGUAUCGGGAACAAAAUUGUCGCAAAACUAUCCAUUUCCCGUAGCACUGUUACCGUUUACGUGUGGUAAACUGUACUGUAGUAACGCCCGUGACAGGAAAUGCAGGUGCAACCAGCCCGGUGAGAAUGUUUCGCAAGGAAGAUAUGCUUACGACGCCACAGGAACGACAGAGGAAAAAGUUACGCUUCCGCGGUGACCUAGCGGCACACUAUGGUUUUAACCGGGAUUCCGUCGGCUCCGGGCUAAACGGGACGACGGGCAACAGUCGUAUCGAGGAGAUAUCUUCAGAGGACGAUACCAAACGGUCACUGAGUGGAGAGGCUACCGAAGAGCGUAACGAAAGGGGAAGCUUGUACGAUUUCGUUCGAAUAGAGCUAACGCGAGGGUACGUGUUGGAGCAUGACGAAGAACGCUACUCGGCACGGCGGGAGAAAAUCUACUCCUUCCUCAAGAUACCCCGCGAGCUCGAGAGCUUCAUGCUGUACGGUGUGCUGCAGUGUGCCGAUUCAUUUCUGUACAUCUACACCUUUCUACCGAUAAGAUACCUGCUUGCCCUUUGGGCACUGAUAAGCCGCCCAAUUGCACGCUGCAUCGGCCUGCGGCGUCCAUCGCAGCGAUUGCUAGCGCCGGCCGAAAUUUGCGAUCUGCUUAAGGGCACCAUCUGGAUCAUAUGCAGCUACACGCUGCUGUACGUCGACACGAACAUGCUGUACCACAUGAUCAAGAGCCAGUCGAUCAUCAAGCUGUACAUAUUCUACAACAUGCUCGAGGUGGGCGAUCGUUUGCUGUCGGCGUUCGGGCAGGAUACGAUCGAUGCCCUGUUCUGGACGGCGACCGAGCCGAAGGACAGCAAGCGGCAGCAUCUGGGGACCAUUCCGCACUUUCUCUUCGCGAUCGUGUACGUCACCAUGCACAGUGUGCUGGUGAUGUUCCAGGCGACGUCGCUUAACGUGGCCAUCAACUCGAACAACAAGGGUCUGCUGACGAUCAUGAUGUCGAACAACUUUGUCGAGCUGAAGGGCAGCGUGUUUAAGAAGUUCGACAAGAACAAUCUUUUCCAGCUGAGCUGCAGUGAUGUGCGGGAACGCUUUCACCUGUCGGUGCUGAUGCUGAUCGUGCUGAUACAGACGAUGAAGGAGUUCAGCUGGAAGCCGGAGCAGUUCUUUGUGAUGUUCCCGGACUGCAUGUACGUGAUGGUCACCGAGUGCCUGGUGGAUUGGAUUAAGCACGCGUUUAUCACGCGCUUCAACGAGAUCCCGUGCGAUGUGUAUCGAGAGUACACGACCAGCCUGGCGUACGAUAUGACGCAGACCCGCCAGAAGCACGCGUUCAGUGACCACUCCGAUCUGGUCGCUCGCCGAAUGGGUUUCAUACCGUUCCCACUCGGUGUCGUGCUUGUUAAAGCUCUCUACCAUGCGCUCUCGUUCGAGAACGCCGCUUCGGUGGUGAUAUUGUUCGUUGCCUUUCUAGUGCUGCUGAGUGGACGCGUUCUGAACACGAUUUGCGCCCUCGGCAAAGCGUGCGAUCUCACCCAAAAGCAUCAGGAUGAGAAGAAUCAAAGUGGAUGUCAUCCUUUUACAUCGACCCCAAUUCCAAGUAACGCACGGGGUGCUACCGGUGGAGGUAUCGGGCGAGCGACAAGUGACACCGCGACUUCCCCCAUCCAUCGCACGCAACCGCCACCGGUUGUGACAACGUCUCCCGCAUCGGCCACCUCACCAACAUCUCAAACAUCGGGUGUGUCCACGCCACCAUCGACCAUGGCGAUGUCGGUCAGUUCGCUGACCAGCUCAGGCAGCUCAACCGAUGUCUUACGGAAAACUUCCGGGCUCGGCGCAACGGCACUCUUCUCGAACAGUGACGUCGAUUUGGACGACGUGAAACUGAACGAUCAGGUGCUGAACGGAAGCUCGGUGGGAAGCGCCGAUCCGUGCGGUAGUCGGUCAGCUAAGGAGGAGGAUGAAAAUGUUGCCCGUAGCGUGCCGGAUCUGCAGCAGGAACCGGGCCUCGAGAAGCAACCGGGACGACUUCCAAGCGAUACGGUCGGUUCCGAUGGGAACGAAAGUUCUUCGGUCCAUCACCAUCAUCAGCAUCACCACGUUCGAACGCACAAACGAUCGGAAUCAGAACCGUCCAUUCAGCUCGAAGGUGGUGGUGGGUGAGUGGACAGACACGAUAAACAUGGCACGGUUUCUGGAAUUCACCGUAGUAAUUUAUUUUAACCCAACGGAUUUUAGCAUCAUCGGAUUAAUUGCAUUAAUUCUUGAUCAUUUGCAACAAGAGUACUUCCGCCGGAACGGUACUUCUUGUGAGGUACCAAAGGCUGACAUAAUUCUUAUACCACACGACGCGGCGUGUGUUUGUGUGUGCGUGUGCGCGCGUAGUCUGUAGUUUUUUUUCGCGUCCUUUAGUUUUGUUACGUUGUUUCCGUUUCGGUUGGCUACUUUACUGUUUUGUACUGCUCUAAUGGUCCCAUUAGGAUAUAAUGUUUGAUAAUAUGAGAAUAAACUAUAGAUACCAUGCAGCGCAAG